UUCAGAUUCGCAGAGGCGCACGCGCAGGAGUACACAGCGGGUACCGACAGAGGAACCUCAGACAAAUGAUGAAAACAUGUGGACCAUCCAAAGAAAACACAGUCAUCAGGAAAAAUCCCGACCUUGUGAUCACGUGUUACCCUCCAGGAAGUCGUGAUGCUGCACUGGCAUCUCUCGGACAAAGGUCUCAGAACGCCACCAGAAAGAGAGAGGUUACAGUCCCGCUGUUGGACCACGGUUCACCUGCUGUGCCAUCGACGAUGAACUCAGUGGAUCCGAUAACGAACUCCCAACAUGCUCCAGGUGUUCAGGCAGAGGCCAGUACAGCUGCUGCAGCUGCUGCUGCUGUAGCAGCUGCUGCGCGGCUUAUCAAGACUCAAUCAGACAUGGAGGCUAGAAUUUCUCGGCUGGCAGACAGUGUACAGAUGUUGCUGGAUGCUGACAGGGAGGUCAGGCCCAAAGGGCAGAGCCUGUGCCAGCAGACUCUGCAACACGUGGAGAUGCUCCACAGCCAUCAUUUGCAGAGUCAGAGCGAGCUUCAAGAGUCAGGCCUUAGCACAGUGACACGCCACGUCCCUGCAACUGUUAGGAUCUGUUGCCCAGCAGUGAUCUCUGACCCUCCAGCUUCAGAAAGUGGAUUCUACAAACAGCAAUACAGCUCCUCAACAGCUAGAGCUGCAACCGUGGUCCCCACUCCAGUUGCCAUGGCAACACCCCACUGUGACCAAAGGCCAGAACAUACCAGGGAUGACUGGCACCAGCAAACGGCCCCAAGUGUGUCCAUGCUAAUGCAUCCAGCUAAAGGAAGUAGCUUGCAGACGUCAGCCAGUCAUACACAAGCUACAGUGAAGAAUGCUAGUGAGAAAUUAAGGAAGAUGAGAUGUCUCGUGACUGAGAUGAAGAUGCUGUUGGAGGCAGAAGAUGAGCAGAAAACCACCCAGCCACCUGCAACAACAGAUUCCCAGAUUCAGCAAACACACAAUCAACAAACCAACUCCCAACAUAUUACAUCCAAACAAUCUGAAUUCCAAUACACCCAGUCCCUGUCCCAAAAUGCACAUCCCCAACAAAGUCAGCCACAGCAAAGCCAUUCUGUGUCCCACCAACCUGAACCUCAGUCCAGAAUAAUGCAAUUCCAGCCACACCCAUGCCCCUAUCAACAAUCAGAAACUCAGCAAAAUCACUCCCAGUCCCAGCAAACACAGCCCCAAUAUCCCCAGGACAAUAAGAUUAAGUCCAAACAUGCACAGUCCAAGUCCCAAUUGUCCCAAGAGUCCCACUCCCUGCUGCCCAAGAGAACGCCAGUGAGUGCAUUGGAGAAGGCUCGCAUGACUCUGCGUUCAGUUCAGAGACGACGCAAGAUUCUAGAUGAAAACCUGGAGGCUGUAGAGAGGGCCAGGAAUGGAGCCCUCUUUCACUACCAACUGGACGCAAUGGCUGCUAACAGAGAUGUAAGUGAGGAAGUUCGGAUCAAGAAAAUGGUGGACGUGUGGAUCAAGAACAUAACCAAAGAAAUCCAGGUUGAGAGGGAUUUAGAGAACACCACCAAAUCCAAACCCAAACCUGCAUAUGCAGCAACAAAGAGUAGAAUUACUGCAUUGGGAUGGCAGCAUGGGCCUGAUGGGCGCAACAAAGAAACGCCAGGAAAGGAUUCAAGAACAGUCAGAAGUAAAGUGACUGCAGUAAGAGGAAGGAGGGAACUGACAGCCAAACAUGGAAGACAAGCAGCUGGACACAGAUUUUUGAGAGAGUCUGAGGCUGAGAAGGAGAUGCCAGCGGUGAGAGGGAGGGAGCUGGCUGACUUGGACCGUGAAUUAUUCUUGAAACGUCUGUAUGGCAGGGCGCCACAUGAAGGCCAGAGACGGACACUGAAGAAGAGUCCUUAUCUUUGCUUUAGACCGCCAGCCUCACCGUGCACCAAAGCACCUCCUCCAUGCCUGGUACAGAUCCUCCGAGGAGUGAACACGAAGUCCUGUAAAACUCAGACCAGCUGGGCUCCAUCCACUUCACCCAAAUGCAAACCUGUUCAGUCACUGCCUGAACAUUCUCAGCCUCACCACCUCCUCAGGUCCUCCCAUGGGACAUCCAAGGACUUCAACAACCUCCCAGGGACUGAUGCAAUGACCUGUUCUUUUCCUGUUCCGACCCCACUGGGCCCUCCUGUCGUGACUUCCUCUCCUAGGUUUCUUCUCACUGAGCAUCCACAAGAAGUGACCUCACUCCCCACAGUCCCUCCAUCAUCAAAAAUGGCUCCCACUGAGGUUGGACCAACUAACCUUCAGAAACAGAGGGCAGAGGAGCUGGACAGAGGGGAAGCCGCGCCUCCUCUUCCAACUCACAUGGUCAAAAUCGCAGAGGUGAAGAGUGAGGAAGAAGAUGAAGAUCUCAUCCUCCCUGGAUCUGACUUCAUCUUUGCUAGUAAUGCUGAUGUCAUCCAGGAGGAUGUCAGUAAUGUGGAUGCAGAACUUGUGGAAUUGGAUGGUUGUCCUUCUCCUCCUCCUGUUGCAUACCAGGGACCUGUCUUCCCUCCUCAGGCCAAAUCUGCACUUCCAGCAGAGGAACAGGUUCCCAUCCUGGACCUCACACAGCACAGGGACACCCUGGAGAACCAGCUAGUAGAAUGGGUGGAACAGCAGGUGAUGUACAGGAUCAUCUCAGACAUGUACCGCCCCCUUCCCACUGACCCAGUGGGGAACGGCGGUACCAACCAAUCAGAACCAGAAGAGCAAAGUGUUGCCUCCGAUAUUGAUGAGGCAGCAGGAGGUGGGGGUCCUCAGCUGUCUGGAGAUGUUGGCAUGUCUGUAGACUCAGCAACACUCAGGCAGCUGGUUAAUGAGGUCCUGGCAGAAAUCAUUUCCACAAUGAUGCAACCAAAAAAAGCUUCUGAAAAAACACCAGAGUCCAAACUGGGACUAUCAGAACGAGCAUAUCAUGAGGAAACUCUGGUUCCCACACCAGUGCCAACCCCUCCCUCCAGUCCUUGCCUGCCCAUCCGAGACACCACACAGAUAGCCACACCCUCUCCAUCAGAUACACUCAGCCUGCUGAGCGAGGAAUCUUGUCAUCCAACCCCAGAGUCAGAAAAAGUGGCCACGCCCACUUCCAGCCCAGAACCUGUCCACAGUCCAGCUAGAAUUCCCACGGGUAUUCAUCCAGCCCCACCCCCUCUGCCCUGGGAAGAUGCUGAGCUUCCAUUAGCUGAGGAGAGACCAGAAGACAACCUGAAUACACACACUCAGCCAAUUGUGAUGUCAGUCGCAGAGGAAGAGCCUCCUCUUUCUUCUCCUCUGUCCACCAUCCCUCCACCUCAGACACAAUCCUCCCCUCCUCCUCCACAAUCACAGUUUGAGGCGAGCUCACCUUCUGCUGUCAGCUCUACAGAUGACAGCAGCAGCAGCAGCGUCAGCAUUACAGUGACGCAGAGGACGGACACAGCAAACAAACACAUCUCUGAGGGUGAACUGCUGAUCAGUGGAGACCUGAUGGCAGCCACGGGAGGGUUGCUGGAUGUCUUCUGUUUCUCCAACACUCUGCAGGACAUGGACUGUGAUGAUCUCAGUGAAGGGCAGGUCAAUGGACAUAACCCCCAACUGACCCUUCAAGGCAAACGGGUACAAAUACUCAGCCCCAGACACAGACAUGCAAGUGCACAGCCUGAGGGUUCCUGGGGGGAGGAGGGGGAAGUGAGAAAAGACUACAGUCCUUCACAUACCAGGAACACAGCAAAAUUUUGGGGCCAAGAUUCUUCACCUGGACAGAUCACAGAGGCCAGUUUUGGAAAUCGACAGUCAGGACUCUGAUACCAACAGUUGACCUGGUGACGGAGCCAGCAGGGGUGGACCUCCUGACCUCUCCUGCAUCACUGGUGCACAAAAUAUACACAACACACACUCACACAGUCAUGAACAGAAAUUGAUUUUGUGUGUCCAUGUCCAGCUUGUCCCCCUUAUGGUUAGACAGUACAGCGGACAAGCAGGUAGGACAGAGAGUUUUUUUGAAGUUGUGUAUCUCCACUAAAUUUCCUUUUCUGAACCCUAAAUUUUUGGUGUUCAUCAGUGAGUCAAGAAAGGCAACGUGGUUGGCAAAUGGUCAGUGCACUUGAUUCCAAAACAGAAGGUUCCCGGUUCAACACCACCUGUGCCUGUUCUCCGUGUAAUGUGGAGUUGCACCAGGAAGGGCAUCCAGUAUAAAACUUGUGCCAAAUCAACAGGCAGAUCCAUAUCAGAUGCUGUGUGGCAAGACAGAGCAAAAACGGGAGGAGCCAAAAGAUUUACAGUCAGUGGAAAUGUCCAAACAUUACAAUAAAAAAAAAACAAAAUGUUCUACCUGUAUCCUUAAAUAAAAGAUAAUCAUUUUGAAAAUAUACAAAGAACUCAUGUUUGUAGAAAUGACUUGAGUUGCAUUAAUGUUUCUUUAAUGUCAUUUAAAAAAGUUUAUAUAAAGUUUUCACAUUUUUUGUUGGAAAUGUAUAGAUAUUUCAAAUUUAAAUUUUGUUGUUAACCCACUGGGCAGUACAGUGGCUUUGUGGUUAGCACUGCUGCCUCACAGUGGGAAGGUCAUGGGAUUGAUUCCCCCCUGUGGCCUUUCUGUGUGGAGUUUGCGUGUU
This is a messenger RNA of Thalassophryne amazonica, 4606 nucleotides long. Its product is annotated as KIAA0586 ortholog. NCBI's taxonomy places the organism in Eukaryota, Metazoa, Chordata, Actinopteri, Batrachoidiformes, Batrachoididae. The record is from RefSeq and is a predicted model, not a curated record. Gene Ontology annotation, cellular component: centriole; ciliary basal body. The transcript is spliced from 27 exons. Gene Ontology annotation, biological process: smoothened signaling pathway. The coding region runs from base 66 to 3800 and encodes 1244 amino acids.